Messenger RNA from Sinocyclocheilus grahami, 327 nucleotides. Its product is annotated as tetratricopeptide repeat protein 13-like. The record is from RefSeq and is a predicted model, not a curated record. The transcript is spliced from 2 exons. The annotation marks the transcript as partial. NCBI's taxonomy places the organism in Eukaryota, Metazoa, Chordata, Actinopteri, Cypriniformes, Cyprinidae.
AGUUGAAAUAUGCCUCUGUUUUUGUCUCUCAUGUGACAGAAUACUCCCGUUAUCUACACUCUCAUCUGGAUGUACCUGUUGCGGAGUAUAAUGUUGAUCAGGAUUUGCCUGGAAACUUUAAAAACCACUGGGCAAAAAAUCUUCCCUUCCUCAUCGAGGAUUAUGAAGAACAGCCUGGACUUCAGCCUCACAUUAAAGAUGUUCUACCUCAGAACUUUGACAGUUACUCUGCUGAAGUCCAGAAGCUGAUCUGUACAGCGGAUCGCCUCGGCGCACUGAUGCAGUACGACACUUUAGGGUUCUUACCAAACCUCAGAGUACACAGAG